Molecule: messenger RNA, 1237 nt
Organism: Gadus macrocephalus (Pacific cod)
Lineage: Eukaryota; Metazoa; Chordata; Actinopteri; Gadiformes; Gadidae
Product: guanine nucleotide exchange factor DBS-like
Exons: 11
Coding region: 56-1237 (393 amino acids)
Biological process (GO): intracellular signal transduction; positive regulation of Rho protein signal transduction
Cellular component (GO): cytoplasm; extrinsic component of membrane
Molecular function (GO): guanyl-nucleotide exchange factor activity
Source: RefSeq, a predicted model, not a curated record
CUCCCCCCAGGAGGAGGUGCAGCUGGUGUACCAGAAGCAGGCGUCGGUGCAGGAGAUGUUCGAGAGGAGGAGGGUCAGCCUGAAGAAGCUGGCGGCCAGACAGCCCCGCCCCGUGCAGCCGGUGGCCCCCCGACCGGAGGUCAAGUCCCCGCUGACCUCCCCCGAUCUACGGCGCAAGGAGACGAGGCAUUCAGAGGAGAACGCGCUGCUGACCGGACUGCAGAAGACUAGCUCCCCGCUGCCUAGAGGUACCAGACACAACUCGCUGUCGGAGGAGGAGGAGAACCUGGCCGUCAGACGAAGCCACGUGAUGAACGAGCUCCUGGAGACGGAGCGUGCCUACGUGGAGGAGCUGCUGUGUGUGCUGGAGGGCUACGCGGCGGAGAUGGAGAACCCGGCCAUGGCCCACCUCCUGCCCAGGGGCCUGCUUCACAAGAAGGACGUCCUCUUCGGGAACAUGCCCCAGAUCUACAGCUUCCACAAAGGAACGUUUCUCAAGGAGUUGGAGGCCUACAUGGACUGCCCUGAGAUGGUUGGACGCUGUUUUCUUGAGCGGAUGGGAGAGCUGAGGAUCUACGAGGCAUACUGUCAGAACAAGCCUCGCUCAGAGAGCCUCUGGAGACAGUGGUCCGACUGCGCCUUCUUCCAGGCGUGCCAGCGGCGGUUGGAGCACAAGCUGGGUCUGGACUCCUACCUGCUGAAACCGGUUCAGAGGAUCACCAAGUACCAGCUGCUGCUCAAGGAGCUGCUGAAGGUGAGCCGGGGGUCCGCUGGAGCUGAGGACCUACAGGAGGCCCUCAGCUCCAUCCUGGGCAUUCUGAAGGACGUCAACGACUCCAUGCACCUCAUCGCCAUCACCGGGUAUGAGGGUAACCUCUCUGAGCUGGGCCGGCUCCUGAUGCAGGGCUCCUUCAGCGUCUGGACGGAGCACAAGAAGGGCCACGCCAAGGUCAAGGACCUGGCCCGCUUCAAGCCCAUGCAGCGCCACCUCUUCCUCCACCCGCGGGCCCUGCUCUUCUGCAAGAGGCGGGAGGAGGCCGGAGAGGGCUACGACAAGGCCCCGUCCUACAGCUUCAAGCAUGCCCUGGAUAUGAGCGUGGUGGGGAUCACGGAGAACGCCAAAGGAGACCACAAGAAGUUUGAGAUCUGGUGCAACUCCAGAGAGGAGGUCUUCAUCGUCCAGGUCAGCGUCCCUGAGCUCCUGAGGCUGGGCCGUGUGUCUGACAGCUGGAGCUAA